AUGCUCGGAGUUGGGAACCGGCAACAGAAAGCCCAAAACAUGAUGUUACGAUCAAGGGUUGAUCUCAAUCAAGUUCAUCAGCACCCUCGCCUGAACCCUUACCACCGCCGGCAACUGAGCGCCGCCACGAACAUCGUUUACUGCGACUCCCAUUGCAUUUACACCACCGUUACUUCCGCCGGCUCCGUCGUCCGCGACUGGCUAUUCAGGCUGCGCCGUUACCACACCCACCGCCUCCGGCGAGGCCGGCUCCUCGUCGGCGUCGGAGUUCAAUGGACUCCCGGACGAAACCCUUCCCCUGCAACUCUCCAACUCUGCAUCGGCCACCGCUGUCUCAUCUUCCAACUCACCCACGCCGACCGGAUCCCAAUCUCGCUCCGCCGGUUUUUAUCCGACCCGAAUAUCACGUUCGUUGGGGUUAACAACAAGAGGGAUUAUGACAUGUUGGGGUACAAUUCCGGGCACCAGUUGUGGGUCCCGCGGCUGAUUGAUUUGGUGGACGUGGCCAAUGAGAAGAGAGGUUACGGCAUGAUGGUUUCUAUGGAGAAAUUGGCAGAGUGGGAGUUGGGAAUGAAGGGAUUGAAGAAGGAGAUAUUGGUUGGGAGGAGCAAUUGGGAUGGGUUUUGCCUGAGUUUGGAUCAGAUUGAGUAUGCUGCUGUUGAUGCUUUUAUUUCUUUCAUGCUGGGGAAGAAUUUGUGGGCUUGGAAUUGGAAUAAUUUGGAGGACGUUUCUGAUGAUGAUGAUGAUGAUGAUGAUGAAUUUGAAGAUGAUUAUAAUAUUUUUAAUGCUUAUCCUUAUGGCCCUUAUGAUGAUGAUGAUGAUGAUUCGGAGGGAUUCCCAAGUUCUGCAGGAAUUGACGUAUUGAUGGAGAAUCAAAUCAUGAAAGUAAUGGGUCUUUCGCAAUGGAGUUUAAUGCACAGAGGAGGAGGCGGUGGAGGAGACCGGUACCGGAGCCGCAGCCCCGACCCGUAUCACCAUUUCAACAGCAGUAAGUAUUCAAGAGCCGGUGGCUCUGGGCCUGGGCUUUUGUCUCCGGAUUCCGCCGAUAACCGCCAGCAUUAUCAUCCUUAUGACCGCCGCCGAAGCCCUAAUUAUCACAAUCCUCCUCCUCCUCCUCGUCCAGCGAUGGCCAAUUACAUGAAUAAUAACAAUAAUAAUUACCGCGGCGGUGGCAGAGGAGAUCGAGAUCGAGAUCGGAACCGUGAUCGUGAUUACCGUCGUCCUGCUUUCGAUAGUCCUCCUCCUCCUCCGGCUCCGGUGCCGGUGCCGACGUCGCGCUAUCCUCCCUCACCUGCUGCGGAUGGCGCUGGAUGGGGACGCCCGAUUAGUAGCGGCGACCGCGAUCGUGUCAGCAUUGACGUCGGGAGGGAAGGGUUUCAUGCGAUGUCUCCGCUGUCCGGGCAGAAGCGUGGGUUUUCCUCGUUUCCCGAUGAUACAAGAGGUCCUCCCGUAGCACCAACGCCAGAACGUUCUGAUGGAACCAGCUUUGCAAAACUAUUCGUUGGAUCUGUUCCUCGCACUGCCACUGAAGAAGAUAUACGUCCUGCAUUUGACCAGCAUGGGCGUGUUUUGGAGGUCGCUUUGAUAAGAGAUAAAAGAACCGGGCAACAGCAAGGAUGUUGUUUUAUCAAGUAUGGUACAUCUCAAGAAGCGGACAGAGCCAUAAGAAUGCUGCACAAUCAGUAUACAUUACCCGGGGGAGUGGGUCCAAUACAAGUUAGAUAUGCUGAUGGGGAGCGAGAACGUCUAGGUACAGCAGAGUUCAAGUUAUUUGUGGGAUCUUUAAACAAGCAUGCUACUGAGAAGGAAGUUGAAGAAAUUUUUGCCCCAUAUGGUCGAGUUGAAGAUGUCUAUCUCAUGCGUGACGAAAUGAAGCAGAGUCGUGGAUGUGGGUUUGUCAAAUAUUCAUGCAGAGAGAUGGCAAUGGCUGCUAUAAAUGCUCUUAGUGGAAGAUACACAAUGAGAGGAUGUGAUCAUCCAAUAACAGUUCGAUUCGCUGAUCCGAAGAGGCCAAGACUUGGUGAAUCAAGAGGAGAUGCUCCUUUUCGCGGGCCUGGUAUGGGUCCUCGGCUUCCACCACCACCAGGAAUCAGACCCCCAGUAAUGCUUGGUGAGCCUAUGCAAGAUCGAUUUCCAGCGAAUGCCUUGCAGCCCAUGAGUCCCCAAAAACCCGGGCCUUCCCCAUUGCAUGGUUUUGGAAACCAAUUCCAGCCUAGACCUGCUGAUACGCCUGUGGUCUCAAUGCCGGGGAGCAUCAAUGGCAGCAGUGUUCGUUGUACCACCAGCUCUUCACUUCCCGGAUAUGUGGUUUCUUCCUCUUCAACGAGACCAUUGAACUAUGGCCAGUCGAUGCCUCCAGUGGCCGGCCAGCAAAUAUCCCCGAUGCAGAAUUCACUUCAGUCACAGACCCAGUUGCCAUCUUCCCUUCAGCUACAACCACCAAAUGUGCCAUCGUUUGUCCAACGACCAGUUUCUCAUCCAUUAGGACCCCGACCAGGUAGUGAUCAAGUACAAAUCCCUGAAUCAACUGGGCAAACUUCGAAUCAGGCUUUGCCCCAACAACAGUCGAUUGAUUCAGGCAGGCAGUUUUCCGUUUCUCAAGCCCAGGCACAAUUGAAUGCAUCAUCUGUACGAAGACAAGGUUCAAUGAGUAAUUUACAUCCAGGUACUGCUUUAGCUGUAGUAAAUAAACAGCAGUUGCCACCUCCGCAGCAAUCAUUUCAACAACCUCCACAGCAAUCAUUUCAACAACCUUCGCAGCAAUCACCUUCUCAGCUAGGUCAGUUGUCACAACAGACUCAAACAGUACAGGCGAGCUUUCAAUCAUCACAACAAGCAUUCUCUCAACUUCAGCAACAACUCCCGUUGAUUCAGCCAUCGAAUCAGGUUUCAAUAUCACAACAGGGAGUGCAGCCUAAUAAACAGCAGGCUCCUUGGGCUGGUACUGCUCCUCAAACUGUAGGGAAUGCUUCUGGUGGUCAACCAAGAAUGGAGCCAUCUACUGCUCUAUCAGCUAACCUAGUUACUGCAACUCCUUCCAUAAACAGAGGUGUUGCUCCAGGCAAAUGUAAUUGGACAGAGCACAUCUCCCCUGAUGGUUACAAGUAUUAUUACAACAGUACAACUGGUGAAAGCAAAUGGGAAAAGCCUGAGGAAGUUGCAAUAUACGAGCAACAACAGCAACAGAAGCCUCCCUUUAUCCAAUAUUUUCAGGAGCAACAUUCUCAGGCCAAUCUGUCUGUUCAUGGUGUUCCUCAGAAACCAACUCAGGUCCAAAAUUAUACUCAGACACAGAAUCAGGCUCAGAAUCACCUUCCACCAUUGCAACAGCCUUCCCAACCUUUACCGCAUCAGGGUACUGGAGUUAUAGGUCACCAAACCAUUCAGGAAUUUAGAUACCCGCAGCUUCCUAUCGGAGGUGUUUCAAAAUCCAUGAACGAUCCGGGACGAUACCAGCAGGUUCAGCAGCCUGGCGAGGAUUGGAUGUGGAAGAACAAGCCUUCAGGUUGUCAUGAGAUCUCUUUCCUUUGA
Messenger RNA from Oldenlandia corymbosa var. corymbosa, 3531 nucleotides. Lineage: Eukaryota; Viridiplantae; Streptophyta; Magnoliopsida; Gentianales; Rubiaceae. The record is from the annotation of a GenBank genome assembly.